Messenger RNA from Panicum hallii, 2615 nucleotides. RefSeq names its product cyclic nucleotide-gated ion channel 17-like. Gene Ontology annotation, molecular function: monoatomic ion channel activity. The coding region runs from base 271 to 2406 and encodes 711 amino acids. Gene Ontology annotation, cellular component: membrane. NCBI's taxonomy places the organism in Eukaryota, Viridiplantae, Streptophyta, Magnoliopsida, Poales, Poaceae. The transcript has 7 exons. Gene Ontology annotation, biological process: transmembrane transport; monoatomic ion transport. The record is from RefSeq and is a predicted model, not a curated record.
GUCGCAGCGGCAGUCACCACUUGGUCCACCCUCCCAUCUCCCCCCUCUGGCUAAAGAACCGCAAAAAGAUCGCAUUUUUCUUUUCUAUCUCUAUCCUUCUACUCGAGUUCUUCCAUUCUUCUGAAUCGUCAAAUUGAGCGUCUCGAGUUUGCCAUGGUGGUGAUUUGGAACCGGAAGCGCUGCGCUCCCCCUCUGAUCCCCUGACUGGCCUCGCUGCAGUUCGGCGCCAGAUUUGCACGGGUGGAGGGUGGGAGAGCAGACGCGGCCGCCAUGUUUGGGUCCAGGGUCCAGGAUGAGGUGGAGAUGCAGAGGAGGCCUAACAACAGGAUCUUUCCUGACGAGAGACAAAAUCAAUCUAAGCCAUUAUAUCAAGCUGUACGUGCCGACAGAUUUGGUGCAAAUAGACUAGAUGUGAAGAAUCCUGAGAAGCUUAAGGUGUUAAAUGAAGGCAACAAACCAUGGCACCAGCGUAUUCUAGAUCCUGGAAGUAAUAUUGUACUGAGAUGGAACAGGGUGUACCUUAUGGCAUGUUUGUUUGCUCUUUUCAUUGAUCCAUUUUUCUAUUACCUUCCAUUGGUUAGAAAAUAUGAUAAUGGAUCUUCAUGUGUCGCCAAGGAUCAGGGACUGAGCAUAGGAAUCACUAUCGUACGAUCACUUGCUGAUUUGUUUUACAUGUUGAACAUAGCUAUCAAGUUUCACACUGCAUAUGUGGAUCCGAAGUCCCGGGUCCUUGGAAAGGGAGAGCUUGUUGUGGAUAUUAAGAAGAUUCGACGAAGAUAUAUCAGAACUGACUUCUUUGUAGACGUACUUGCAGCUGUGCCACUUCCACAGGUUACUGUGUGGUUAAUUAUGCCUGUAAUCAAAAGGUCAGACGACAACGUUCGGAACACUACAUUUGCUCUCAUAAUUGUGAUUCAAUAUGUCAUAAGAAUGUAUCUCAUCGUUCCUCUAAGCAAUCAGAUUAUCAAAGCUGUUGGAGUAGUUGCAAAGUCAGCUUGGGGAGGUGCAGCAUACAAUCUUCUGCUCUACAUGCUUGCAAGCCACAUUACUGGUGCAAUAUAUUAUCUUCUCUCCGUUGAACGGCAGAUUACAUGUUGGGAUCAGCAGUGCCUUCUGGAGUUCAAGAAUACAUCUUGCAGCCUUAGAUUUAUAAGCUGUGAGAAUAUUGAUUCGAAUGGUUAUCAUGAGUGGCAGAAAAAUACAGGGAUAUUUAAGAAGUGUGAUGCCAAUAAUAAUAAUAUAUCUUUUAACUACGGAAUGUUUUAUAGUGCACUGAAUAAAGGCGCUGUCUCAUCUCCACUCGCUGAGAAAUACUUCUUUUGUCUAUGGUGGGGCUUGCUGCAGCUUAGUUCAAGUGGGAAUCCUCUAGUGACAAGUGCGUUUAUUGUUGAGAACACAUUUGCAAUAGCAAUUGGUGCUAUCAGUCUCAUACUCUUUGCUCAGUUGAUUGGCAAUAUGCAGACAUACCUGCAGUCUGUCAGUAAAAGGCUUGAAGAGUGGAGACUGAGGCAAAGGGACAUGGAUGAGUGGAUGAGGCAUCAUCAACUCCCAGCUCACCUUCAAGAACGUGUCCGGCGGUUUGUUCAAGUUAAAUGGCUUUCAACACGAGGAGUAGAAGAGGAGUCCAUCUUGCAAGCUUUGCCUGCUGAUAUACGUCGGGACGUGCAGCGCCAUCUUUGUUUGGACCUUGUUCGACGUGUCCCUUUUUUCUCUGAGAUGGAUGACCAACUUCUUGAUGCCAUCUGUGAGCGGCUGGUGUCUUUCCUGUGCCCUGAGAAUACAUAUAUCUCUCGCGAGGGUGAUCCCGUGAACGAGAUGCUUUUCAUCAUUCGUGGCAAACUGGAGAGUUCAACAACCAACGGUGGCCGUAGCAACUUCUUCAACUCCAUCAUCCUGCGUCCAGGUGAUUUCGCAGGUGAAGAGCUGCUGACAUGGGCUUUGCUUCCGAAGACCAAUGUCCACUUUCCGCUUUCCACAAGGACCGUACGGAGCCUCACAGAGGUUGAAGCUUUCGCCCUGCGAGCUGAGGACCUCAAAUUUGUGGCAAACCAGUUCCGGAGGCUUCACAGCAAGAAGCUCCAGCACACAUUCCGGUUCUAUUCGCACCACUGGAGAACAUGGGCUGCCUGCUUCAUCCAGGCGGCAUGGCGGCAGCACCAGAGAAGAAAGCUUGCUGAGAGCCUCAGCCGAUGGGAGUCAUACUCAUGGUGGUCAGAGGAUCACCCAGUUGCCAAUAAGCCCAGACAGGAAGGCACCUCAAGCGGUGGUAGGACGAUUGCUGAGGGUGCCAUUGCCCAUAUGCAUAAGCUCGCAUCUGCUUCCAGAAGGUUCCGUGCUGAGGACACAGCUAUUCGCAGGCUGCAGAAGCCUGAUGAGCCCGACUUCUCCGCAGACCAUUUCGAUUGAACCUGAUGCUUUGCAACUGGAAAUACAUGUUGUACAAUUACAACCUUAGUACCCCACUGUAACUUUUAGAUUUUACCGCGCAAGAGUUUUAGGUGUUGUUAAUUGUGAUAGAAAAGUUGUAUCUACAUCCUCAACUCCAGAAUCUACCCUGAUAAUGUAUAGACUUAAUCUUUGCAGUGCAUAAGAACUUUGAGAGUUCUGAAGCCUCA